This is a messenger RNA of Uloborus diversus, 1222 nucleotides long. Its product is annotated as DNA-directed RNA polymerase I subunit RPA49-like. Gene Ontology annotation, biological process: RNA polymerase I preinitiation complex assembly; transcription elongation by RNA polymerase I; nucleolar large rRNA transcription by RNA polymerase I. Lineage: Eukaryota; Metazoa; Arthropoda; Arachnida; Araneae; Uloboridae. The transcript is spliced from 12 exons. Gene Ontology annotation, molecular function: DNA binding. Bases 35 to 1222 code for a protein of 395 amino acids. The record is from RefSeq and is a predicted model, not a curated record. Gene Ontology annotation, cellular component: RNA polymerase I complex.
CCUUAGAUUUGACUCGGGAGCUAAAGAGCGAAUCAUGGUCGGAUGGCUGCAAAGUUUCCGACCGAAGUUUGGUCACAGAUUUGUUGCUGGACUGGUAGGAUUCUGCACUUUGUUCAUUUUGAGUUACAUAACAACGAACAUUGGACGCCAUCAAAGAUUUCCACAUCCAGUUAUUGGAUUUUCUAAUGGGAACAUAAAGCCAUCUAAAAUUGGAUGUUUGAGUUAUACAUCUUACAGGAGUUCAGAAAAGUUUAGGACGAGGCCGAAAAAAAUACUUGUGGUAAAUAAUGGCAGAUUAACCUACGUUGGAUAUAACUACAACAAUGAAUUGACAAACGUUACUUCAUCAGUGUUGAAAAUUGGACUUUAUAACAAGUCUAAAAAAGAAAUGACAAUGUAUGACGUGGACGUUUUCUUCCUAAAACCAUUGUUAAAAUGCACUUUGAAAAUUGAAAACAUUGGAAAAAGUUUUGUUGAAAAGGCUGAUGACUUGGCUUUGUCAUUUGGAAGUAAAAGUAUUCAGACAUUUGUAAAAUCAAGAAAUAAACAAGGGCAGUUAAAUCUGAGCUCGCUUGAAAGUAUCUCUGUGAAAAGCAUUGAUGAAGGUUUGAAAGCAAUGACUUCAGAUAUGCAACAAGACACAACCACCACGCCGUCUAUUUUUCCUCAGCCGAAUGAGAAUGCUACAGAUGUAUCACAAAUUUAUAAUCUUCAUGAUAUUCUCCAAACUGAAACAUAUGAUGCUUUGGAAGCAGAAAGUAAUAUAUUCCUUAAUGUGACUCGUCAACAAAUUGAGCUCUGGAAGCAGGAAAAUAAAUACUGUGAAUUUAUUACAAAGUUUUUGGAAUUUAAUUUGACAUCCAUGAAUGCACAUAAAUCCAAGCUUCUGUUAUACUUGCAUUACAUGACCUGCUUUCUGAGGCUUACGUAUUUAGACUGGAGAAAAAAAGAUCCAUUACCUGAAGUUCCUCAAGUUUUCAAGAAAGAAUUAAUGGAUAAAUUUGUUAUAAACAAACCAGGAACCAGGCAGUACUUGAUCCAGCACCCUCAGAGAUAUCAAUUUGAAAUGGGAACUUGGACGUAUUCAUGGCCACGACAGAUUGAACGUGAACUAGCUGCCUCUAGCGUGCACGGAGGAUCUCCGACCGGCUGCAUCGAACCCGUGACCCGUCAGUUACGAGUUCAACGCCCUACCGAUCAGGCCAUUGCGGCCGCAUAUUAA